Messenger RNA from Adineta steineri, 771 nucleotides. The record is from the annotation of a GenBank genome assembly. Lineage: Eukaryota; Metazoa; Rotifera; Eurotatoria; Adinetida; Adinetidae.
GAAUCCGAAUUAAAUGUUCAACAACGUAUUGGUGGAGAUUCACCAUUAUCACCUCAAGGAAAAGCGUAUGGUGAUGCACUUGCAGAUUAUAUGGAUGCUGAAAAUAUUCCGGAUUUGAUUGUUUGGACAAGUCAAAUGCAAAGAACUAUUCAAACAGCUUCAAAAAUCGAUGCACCAAAAGAACAAUGGAAAGCUUUGAAUGAAAUAAAUGCGGGUAUAUGUGAAGGUUUGACUUAUUUUGAAAUAGGUGAACGUUAUCCAGAUGAAUUUUCUGCUCGUGAUCAAGGAAAAUAUUAUUAUCGUUAUCCUGGUGGAGAGUCAUAUCAAGAUCUUGUUGCUCGUCUUGAACCAGUUAUAAUGGAAUUAGAACGAGCUGAAAAUGUUCUUGUAGUUUGUCAUCAAGCUGUUGCACGUUGUAUACUUGCUUAUUUUCUUAACAAAGAUGCUGAGGAUCUUCCAUAUACAAAAGUACCAUUACAUACAGUAAUUAAAUUAACACCAAUGGCUUAUGGAUGUUUAAUGGAAUGUAUACCUUUAAAUAUUGAUGCUGUAAAUACACAUCGUGAGAAACCUAAAAAUUGUCGACCUGACCGAACACUUUCAGAAGCAUUGAAUGAAUUUCUUGAAGAGCCAGCUGAUACAAUCAAAGUUCGAACUAAAAGCGAAAUUGUGUAUAGAAGUGGUGGAACAAAAAUUGAAACUGUUGAUGCUGAUGGAAAUCGUGUUGAAGAUUAUGCUGGUGGUGCAAAUAGUGAUCCAAGCUUUAUAUAA